This is a messenger RNA of Folsomia candida, 789 nucleotides long. RefSeq lists its product as uncharacterized. NCBI's taxonomy places the organism in Eukaryota, Metazoa, Arthropoda, Collembola, Entomobryomorpha, Isotomidae. The record is from RefSeq and is a predicted model, not a curated record. The transcript is spliced from 5 exons. The coding region runs from base 136 to 702 and encodes 188 amino acids.
GGUUAGUACCGUCCAACUUGCUUUUUACAAUUAGUUAUAUACUUGACUUAUUCCUCGUGAAACCCUGUGUGGCUCCCCUCUGACGAUAACAUACAUAUUUCAGUAGUAUUCAAGUUCGUCUUACCCAAGCAAAGCAUGGAUCACAAAAUGAGCAACAUUCAUGAGACAAAUGCAUUGUUGGCCAAACAGAGGCGACGUUAUUUGAUUGCGAUUGCGAUUGUAUCCCUUCUGGGAGUCGGUUUGCUUGCAUCCACCAUUGUGUUUGGGAUCAAGCUAAAGGGGGCAUAUCCUUCCAUUCGAGUCAAGUAUCAUGUGGGACAACUGACUGAUUCAAAGCAUGAUAUAAAACUUAAGGUGCCCGAAAAUGUGACAAUGUUUGCCGUUUUAGAACAUGCAGAGAGGGAGUCACAUGAUCGGUUUUGGUUCAACUACACCACUCUCUCGUUUGGGAGGUAUGUCACAUCCAUUGGUGGCGUAAGUGAGGAUGAAGCAACUAGUCAGUAUUGGAUUUUGUAUAAAGUUAAGGAUGAACCACGUUCUAUACCACCCCCGGAUACGGCUGUUGACAGAGGUAUCGAUGAAAUCCGAGUAGGGGACGAUGAUAUUUUUGUAUUUUGGCUCACACAAUUUGAAGGGUACGGACAAAAGAGGUUAGAAGCCUUGGGAGGUGAAAUAAAACGCACCGUAGGGGUUUGUAAUUAGAGAAAAAUGCUUAUAAAACUGUAGCAUGUAGUGUGUAUGUACGUACAUAAAAUAAAUAAAGAAUUUUCAUAACUUUCAUACACAGAA